This is a messenger RNA of Drosophila obscura, 745 nucleotides long. RefSeq lists its product as uncharacterized. NCBI's taxonomy places the organism in Eukaryota, Metazoa, Arthropoda, Insecta, Diptera, Drosophilidae. The record is from RefSeq and is a predicted model, not a curated record. Bases 10 to 603 code for a protein of 197 amino acids. The transcript has 3 exons.
AUCUCCAACAUGAAAUACACUUUGAUUGCUCUUGCCCUCUUUGCGGCCUCAGCUGCUGCGGCCUCUUCCGCUGGACAGUUUGUGCCGCGCGCAUUCUUCACCUUGGACUCCGAGGGCCACCAGUCCGAUGUGCAUCCCGUCAAUGCCCGUCUGCUGAGGCGUCUGCGUCGUCAGGUGUUCAGCUCUUCGUCCUCGUCUUCGUCGUCCUCCUCCUCCGGCAACGGCGGCAGCGUCACCUUCGCCUCCCACUCCAUUCAGAAUCCCGAUGGCUCCGGCCACAGCGGCUCCUCCUACACCCAGCAGGCGGCUCCAGUCUCCCAGGGCGUGAACCUUGAGAGCCGUUUCGGUGAGGACACCGGGGCCUACAAUCCCUCAUACAACGCUGCCGGCAGCUACGGCGCUGGUCUGACCAGCAAUCUCGGAUACGGCAGCACCAUCGGCACCCAGUCGUACGGCAGCAGCGUGCCCGCUACCCACAUCCAGCAGACAAUCAGCAGCUUUGACGCCUCCGGCAACCAGAAGGUGACCACCCUCCAGGGUGCCACCGAUCAGAGCGGCGUCCUCAACGUGAAGAAGACGGAGAUCCAGUAUCCCGCUAACUAAGGGGAGACUCCUGAAUCUAGAGUAUACUCGUACAUAUUCGAGUGUGUUAGCUGCAGAAGGGGAAGCCGAAGUACUCGUAGAGUAAACGAUUAAUAAAGUAAAUUAAAUUAAAUAAUAAAGUAAAACAUUCAUUUGCCGAAUA